Molecule: messenger RNA, 267 nt
Organism: Parnassius mnemosyne (clouded apollo)
Lineage: Eukaryota; Metazoa; Arthropoda; Insecta; Lepidoptera; Papilionidae
Source: the annotation of a GenBank genome assembly
AUGGCGGCGGCUAUGCCAAUUAACCCCAAGCCAUUCCUUAACAGCCUCACAGGAAAGGCAGUUCUUGUAAAACUUAAGUGGGGCCAUGAAUAUAAAGGUUUGCUUGUAUCUGCCGAUGGUUAUAUGAAUUUACAGCUCGCUAAUACUGAAGAAAUGGUUGACGGUAAUUGUACAGGAAAUCUUGGAGAAGUAUUAAUUAGGUGCAACAAUGUUCUUUACGUAAGAGGAGCGGAAGAAGAAGAUGAAGAGGGAGAAAUGAAAGAGUAA